Echinostoma caproni is the source of this 1191-nucleotide messenger RNA. Lineage: Eukaryota; Metazoa; Platyhelminthes; Trematoda; Plagiorchiida; Echinostomatidae. The record is from the annotation of a GenBank genome assembly.
AUGCUGAUGUGCGUAGUUCUAGUUGACAUUGGUUUGGCUGCUUUCGUAUAUCCUCUAGAAGUGAACGGUUUUGAAAAAUCAGGAAAUUCCUUCGGAAUUGCUUCUCAUCCGUCAACCAGCUGUGCCGAUUUGGCCUGUAUUGUUGGACCUCCGGUAGGCAAUACGGAUUCCAAAAGUGGUUACUCAUCUGCUGCAGCUUCAACGCAUUCAUCCACCAGCCACCUGGUCCUUCUCCAAGCCCCCUCUCCGUCCGGUUCUGGAGACUAUAGUGUCUCAGCCAGUGCCCAACUGUGUCUUCCUCCUUCGGCACAGAUAUUCACAAGCUAUUUGAAAACUAAUUUAGGCCAUCUGUUCAAAACGGUUCAGUCGAACGGACGUGUGGCGAUUACCUCCCAACCGAACGCGAUUCGAUGGUCCCCCUAUCAGCAGGCUGCUCAAAUAGCUGUCGCUUUUGAUGCUGGAAUUCUUGGUUGGGAUAUUCGAUCGAUGAAACCGUGUUACUGGUUAGAAGCUGCGCAUUGGCCAUGUGUUCGUGAUUUGGAUUUCAACCCGCACUGUCCAAAUCUGCUGGUAACCGGUGGUGAUGAUGGAUGUGUACGAUUGUGGGAUUUGCGUUUUCUCAAGUCCAAAUUGCACCCAAGUGAUCCGGGAAGCGAAACGAGCGCUUCAACACAAACCGCGUUACGUGGACGUUCAGGUUGGCCUUCCUGUCUGAGCACAGAAGUGGCCACGGAACCGCUUUAUUCUAUUCAGUCCCAUUCUCAUUGGGUAUGGUCUGUUCGAUAUCAUCCGACCCGGGAUCAAUUGCUUCUGUCUGCCGGCAGCGAUUCUCGAGUGUGUUUGUACAAUUUGUCUCAAUUCUCAUCCGACGUCCUACUCGGUGAUAUGGGCUCUACACGAGCCGAGAAAAAAACAGAUCCCUUGAAUACUGCCGUGGACGUGGAUCAUACUUCAUUGAAGACCUUGGAUAGCGAUGGUGGUAGCGAUCGACGAGACAAACUUCGUGACGGACUGAUUGCCCGAUUGGAACAGCACGAGGACAGUGUGUAUGCAGUCGAUUGGAGUCCCGUAGACCCGUGGUAUUUCGCUUCGGUCAGUUACGAUGGCAAUCUGCUGAUCAAUCAAGUUCCCGAGCCGGUCAAAAUGCACAUUUUGCUUCAGUCCAAGGUAGACGAUGAAGAAGAAGAAUAG